Quercus lobata is the source of this 1716-nucleotide messenger RNA. Its product is annotated as receptor-like protein 9DC3. Gene Ontology annotation, molecular function: protein binding. The transcript has 2 exons. NCBI's taxonomy places the organism in Eukaryota, Viridiplantae, Streptophyta, Magnoliopsida, Fagales, Fagaceae. Bases 1 to 1716 code for a protein of 571 amino acids. The record is from RefSeq and is a predicted model, not a curated record.
AUGCAUGGGCAAUUUCCACCAGGCAUCUUUAAGCUACCAAAUUUGCGAGUUCUUGACGUGAAGUACAACCAAGAUCUCACCGGUUCUUGGCCUGACUUCCAAUAUUUGAGUAGUCGUCUGGAGGAAAUUGACCUUGGAAGCACCGGUUUCACUGGUGAGCUACCCAUUUCUAUGGGAAACUUCGGCUCCCUGAUUGCUUUGAGUAUUUGGGGUUGCAACUUCUCAGGAUCCAUUCCUUCUUCAAUCGGUAACCUCACAAAUCUCAUUUACCUUGAGCUUUCAAUUAACACUUUGGUGGGAAACAUCCCAUCUUCAAUUGGAAAUCUUAUCCAGCUUGCUUUUCUAGGCCUCUAUGACAAUCAAUUAUCUGGUCCAAUCUCUUUUGGGCUUACAAACCUGACACAGCUGGUUGUCUUUGACUUGGGCGGCAAUCAUUUAACUGGUCCAAUUCCUUUUGGGCUUAUGAACCUCACAAAAUUAAAUGUCUUGUGUCUUUGGAAGAACAAGUUUGAAGGUCAGUUUCCAAUCUCCAUUUUUAAACAAACUAAUCUUUAUCUUCUUGAUAUUUCUGCUAAUUACCUUAGUGGAACUUUGUUUAUUUGCAACAUGACUUCUCUUCAUAUCCUUUAUGUGUCUGACAACUACUUUAGUGGUUCACUUCUUCCAUGCUUGCACAAUAUUUUGGAAUUGAGGAUGAUUAGUUUGAGAGGAAACAAAUUCCAAGGAUUAUUACCAAGAUCAUUGUCCAAUUCCACCAUGUUAGAGGCCAUUGAUGUUAGUAAUAAUCAAUUCAAUGACACUUUUCCCUCUUGGUUAGGAAAUCUUCCAAACUUAAAGCUUCUCCUCUUGCGGUCCAACAAAUUCUAUGGGCAAAUAUUAGAAAGUCUUGAAACCAAUUAUCAGUUCCCCAACUUGCGAAUCAUUGAUCUUUCUUACAAUAGUUUUAUCGGAAGGUUGCCAUUAAAGUCCUUUAGAAAUUGGAACACCUUGAAAUUGGACAAUGAAUCCCACUUGAGUUAUAUUCAGGCAGAAAUAUCUUCUAGUGCUGGAACAUACCAUAUGUAUUACGAGUAUGAUUAUACAAUGCAACUAAGAAACAAAGGUUUGGAUAUAGCAUACGACAAGGUCCAAGAAUUCUUUAGAGCAAUUGAUAUGUCAAGUAAUAGGUUUGUCGGAGAGAUUCCAAGUUACAUUGGAGAUUUGAAAAGGCUUCGUAUGCUAAAUCUUUCCAACAACAUUCUCACCGGACACAUUCCACCAUCUAUAGGAAAUCUUACCAUGCUAGAAUCAUUGGACCUUUCUCAAAAUAGGCUCUCAGGGGAGAUUCCAUCACAACUAACACAGCUUACUUUUCUCGAAUGGUUCAAUGUUUCUCAUAACCAACUCGCUGGAUCUAUACCACAUGGGAAACAAUUUGAUACAUUUGAAAACAAAUCAUUUAUGGGGAAUUUAGGCUUGUGUGGUAAUCCAUUAUCAAAGAAAUGUUGGGUUUCUGAUUCUUCGGUACCUUUACCUUCAACUUCUAAACAAAUUCAAGACUCUGCUGUGUCUCCCUUUGAAUUUGGUUGGAAAAUAGUUUUGGUUGGGUAUGGAUUUGGGCUAAUCUUCGGAGUGAUAAUUGGCAACAUUGUGGCUACAAAAAAACUUGAUUGGUUGAUGAAGACCUUUGGAAUAUGGCAACGGACACAAAGAAACGUGGAGCAUCUUUUUGCUUAA